Molecule: messenger RNA, 936 nt
Organism: Emericellopsis cladophorae
Lineage: Eukaryota; Fungi; Ascomycota; Sordariomycetes; Hypocreales; Bionectriaceae
Exons: 1
Coding region: 1-936 (311 amino acids)
Source: RefSeq, a predicted model, not a curated record
AUGCCCAUUCGCAACAGCUCAAAGUCCUUCGCCCAGGACAAGGAUAUUCCAUCCCUCGCCGGCAAAGUCAUCCUUAUCACCGGAGGCAAUAUCGGUCUCGGCAAGCAGGCCGUCCUUGAUUUUGCUCAACAUGGCCCGCACCAGAUAUGGAUCGCCUCGCGUAAUGUGGACAAAGCUCGUGCUGCAGCGGCCGAGAUUGCUCAACAGGUCCCCGGUGCCUCGUCCUGCAUCAAGCUUCUCGAGCUCGACUUGAGCUCAUUUGUCUCCAUUCGGAGGGCUGCAAAAAAGUUCAUGGCUGAAUCCCCUCGUCUUGACAUUCUGAUGCUCAAUGCCGGGAUCAUGGCCGUGCCUCCGGGCCUCACAGAGGACGGCUACGAAAUGCAGUUCGGAACCAACCACAUGGGGCAUGCCCUCCUCGCCAAGCUCCUGCUUCCCAAACUCGAAGCCACUGCAGCGGCUUCGCCGGACGAGGAUGUGCGCAUUGUGUCAAUGUCGUCGUUCGGUCACACCCGGGUCCCCAAAGGUGGCUUCCGCUUCGACAUGCUCAAGACCACCGCUGAGGAUCUUGGAGCGUACGGAAGAUACUACCAAAGCAAGCUUGCCAAUGUGCUUUGGAUACGGCACUUGGCCAAGGUAUAUCCUAAUCUCACGGUGGCCGCGAUCCAUCCUGGCCUGGUGCGCACCCAGCUCAUGGAAGGCGCAACGGCCACGCCUUGGAUCGUUCGGACACUGACCAAAGUGGGCGGUGCGUUGCUCACUCCAGUCAUCCAGGGUGUGAAGAACCAGCUUUGGGCGUCGGUGUCGAAGGAUGUUGUGAGUGGAGAGUACUAUGAGCCGGUUGGAGUUGCUGGGAAGGCCAGUGAGGAUGGGAGAGACGAUUCGCUGGCGGAGAAGCUGUGGAAUUGGACGGAGGAGGAGCUGAAAGCGUUCGAAUGA